GAAGUCUCCUGGUUUGCCUAGAAGUAGACCCACACCUAACCUCCUAUGACCCUAUGGAGGUAUAUCCACUUCCACAAGGUCGUAUUGUGCAGCUGCUGUCGAUGAUAGCGCUAGGCUAGUAAGAAGAUCUCGACGUAUGUCCGGUCACAUGUCCGGCAAGUUACUUGCUAGCAUGAUGACGCAAUUACCAUGACGCCUCAGCCUACACUGACCAUGGGUGGACCUCUCUCAUCGCUUCGCCGCUUGGUCCCCGCUCCUGGUCCAAGUAGGUCUCGUCAUCUCGUCGCAUUCCCUUCAGCGAGCGCGCGGUGUGAUCUACGGCAGUUUGCGGCUUCGUAUAGACGUCGAACAGGAAGAGGGAAUACCGCGAGGAGUGUCGACAAUUACGGUUUCCGUCUCCUCCGGAGGUAUUUUUCGUCAACGACGUCAUCAACGUCGAGCGGACGAGCAGGAAAGAGGAAAGAUAUUAUGCUAGAAUGAUCUCUUUCACAACUUUCUCACUCCCUGCGCGAGGUUGUCGUGAUGUCAAGAGCCCUAGUACGCCUACUAGGUGUACAAGAGUUGUAGUCAUUUUAUUUGGAUUAAUACUAAAUUGUUGUAGGUAUAGUACGCUAUUCCUUUAACAAGGAUGGCAGUAACAAGACGAAAAGGACGCCUCGCAGUUUCGGUUCUACUCUUGAACAAGAUGUGUCUGCUGUCGAGGCUGGAGGAGCAGGUUGUAGAAGUGCGAAUGCAAAAGACCACAUAAGGCUACCCUUGAAGGACCCUCAGCAUCAUCCUUGGCUUCCUUUUAGAAAAAGAUCCAGAGCGCAGACUCAGACGGGAGAACGCCAGUCAGACGGUUCUGAGGAGAGUAUGCCAGCAGUCCGCCGAACCUUAGAUGAGAUGCGAUCGAGACUCGAGGCUCAAAUCGAAGAGCAGUUUGGCUCGGAACUGAACCACAUUCGUAGAUUCGUCCACGUCUUUCAAGAAAAGCUCAAAGAUGAUGCUUCUGCUGCUGCAGACCCAGACGGGAGAGCCGAUAUUGAGAGUCACCGUCCUCGAGGACGUCUUGGUGACAAAGGCGGUAGUUUAUCUAGUGCCAGUGCCACGGAGAGUUGUACAUCAUCUUCUUCUGUAAUAAAAAACGCCAUACAUGAAGUUGUCAGCAAGAAUCAAAGCCGCAUUCAAGUACUAGAGGGAGAUGAACGAGAUCCCAUGGGCUUUUUCUCGUUGCUGAAUCUCGCAGUUCUGGCAUCGGCAGAGCGUCAUGCUUCGAGACUGCGCGCAAUCCAACGCGAAGAGGGUGGAUAUGAGGACGCGGAUGUCGUGAGACGGAAAAGAGGUAGUGUUGAGGGAAGUAGUUGUGGGUCUCUGUCUUCAAUAGAACACAGCACUUUUGUGGUCCGCGACCUAGGGUUUCUAGAAAAUGCGGCAAGAUACAUGCGCUGUGCCCAUCUCGCGUAUGCUGAUCACGUUAACGAUAGUGACGAAUACCGCGAGCCUGCCUUCGAUCGAAUCCUCUUUCGCCAAUCAGGAGGUUUCAAAAAACGUCACCUUGCAGUCGCUGGCAAUGGACGAGGCGCGUCUGAGCCAACGUCGAGUAGAGCCAGAAAAACUGUUGUUAUGUAGAGGUCGUUAUGUAGAGGACGAGUGAGUGUGAAACUCAAAUGUACAUGCUGUUGUGGAUGUUGCGAUCCUUUGUUCAUCGUUGUGUAAAAAAAUUCAUGAUGAACAAGUCUUUCUUCUACUUCUACUGUUGACCAGCACUACAUGAUUAUCAGAUAAAUGAACGUGCACUCCGCCGACUCCAAGUCCAACACGAGCACCCCAUCAUGAUCUCAUGUCAUUGACCCCACUUCAACGACACCUGCUUCAGCAGAAACCAAUGCCAGGAAGUCCAAAGAUGUCGAUAUCGGCGGACCUGAAAUUGUGGUGGGAACUGACGACACUCGACGGGCCGUCGUGGUGUCUGUCAGAGGAACUGCGUCGGUCGACGACGUAGCCGCGCUUUUGAUGAUAGGCACAAGGACUCUACGGCUUCCGCGGUUUCCCCUGGAACAGACUAAAAUUAAGGUCAACAUUUAGUGUCCAUCUUGCUCAGCAUCUCGAUACCCUUUUGUUUCCCUUGUAUUCUUGUCAUGGGAAGAUGAGAAGGGGUCGAGAUGAGGGCACCGAGAAAGAUGGGUGAAGGCUGACACUAAUAAAAAACGGGACAAGAAAGGAACCGACGAUCUGGUCCUAACGUUUCACGAAGGCAUCUUCGCGAGCGCCAUUUACACGUUAGACCAAACGUUUGAGGUGUUGCGCAACAUCCUGCACGAAAAGAAUGAGCGGAGCGGUCAGGAGUAUGAUCGAGUCAUAUUCUGCGGCCACAGCUUUGGGGGCGGCGUUGCGCAGGUCGCAGCACUGCUAUUUCGACAUCUCUUGCUGGCGGAGCAAAUCCAUCUGACAAAUCGAAUGCGAACGUCACAGACGAAGAUGAAACAAACGAAGAUGAUGUUUUCGAAAAUGAAGAUGCGGAGACCACGCGCAACGACCAAAGCUCGUGUGGCUGUACAACAUGUGACGACCAAGAAAGCGCCCUCAUCUGCCAACAUGCAUGUGGAGCUUCAAAAGUUGCAUGUUGAAGCGUGGAGCUACGCCGGGCCACCGGUGGUGCGGCGACCACUGCAAGAGGAACUUGCCACAGCUGAAACGCUAUCACAGGCCUUCGAAAGCAUCACGGAUCCGCGUCUUGCCGCGUUAGUGCAGCAUGCAGAAGCAGUCGGUAGUUUCACGCAAGGUCAUCACAAUAUUAAUUAUCAUGUUGAUCAUGGUACCUCUUCUAAAUCCAUUAAUAUGAGUACCAACAUCAACAAGGACGAUCUUUUGCUAGAUUUCUCAAAAAUGCUGAGUCUUCCUUCCAGCAGUUCCACUCCUUCCAGUUCCACCAGCAACACAACAAUUGACAGUGCGAAUGGCAACAGCACAACUACAUCAAGUAACCCCAACCCCUUGUUUCUUGAGCCGCUAGUGACACUCGAAGCCUACCCUUUCGUCAUGGAGCACGACCUUGUGCCGUCACUCAGCGUGGGAAGCUUGAUGCGGUUGCUGAUUAGCCUGCGCGAGAUCGAUCGGCUCGGUUGGAGUCCCUUACAGAAACUGCAGUACAUUGUCCAGGCUGAACUCGCUGACCCAUCACCUAUGCCUAGUUUUGCAGGUGGAGCUGGAUCAGGAUCAGAUCCGCGCAGCAGGAGCACCUUUGUUUCGUCUUCCUCAGUGGCAUCUUCAGGCUCAUCUACAGCGAGACGAUCGUCCUCGUCGUCGUUCACGAACCAGUCUGAACCGGCGCGGGAAACUUACCUGAGCAAGCUGUUGGCUGCGGCGACUGAUGCAGCUCAAGCAUGGGAGAGAUGGGAGGCCUUGCCAAAAAACUGGCAAUCUUCUCGAACAGGGAAACAAAAACUACAAGAAGAAGACACAGGUGAUACGACUAGCCUUCUCGGAGUAGAAGGAACAACAGGACGACGACAAGAUGAAGAUGAUAAUAUCACGACGAGUAUUUCAGCUUCACACUCAGCAAACAAGUCUAACAAGUCGAUGUCUAAUAAACAACCUAGGACCACUAGUAGUGCUGCUAAUACUAGUACAACUACUUCUACGAGAGAAGAUGACGGCAUUCACGGUUCUUCCUUUGCGCGAAGCUUGUUAACGCGAACGCUUUCUAGCUCUGUCGCCUCCAGUUUGUUGGACCGCGUGCAAACCAAGAGCGUUUCUUCCCCAGCGAAAGCGAAAGCGCUGCAAUUCCUAAGUGAGGAUCCGUGGGACCCUGAAGAUGCCUUAGGUAGUACGACGUCCAGGCUGACGCAGGAGGCGCUUGCACCGACCAUAAGAGCAGACUGCAUGCAGCACGUGGCAUACACCUCAAUUUUGAAUGGCGGCCCUGCGCUUUUUCGAGAGACGCAUACAGCAGAAAUGCAGGACAUCAAGCACAAGGGCAACCGCAUGAUGUUGACGGGAAAACUAGGCAUCAAACAACUACUUGUUGAGAAGCACGAUAAAGAAGUUCUACACUUAUCCUGGCUCAUUUGAAGAUUUGUUCAUAAUCAUAUCAAUCUUAAAACUAUAAGGCAUCGGCAUCAUCUUCAACGUGCUUUCAAGGAGAAUGAAAACACUAGAGAGAUACAUUCGAAGAUGAAUUUAGUGAAGCUCUAAUACACGUGGAGGUGGACGACCACGAGGUCGACCAUCAUUUAACGUAUUUAGAAAUCUCACCUCAGGAUGGAGGACGUGUUACAGCUCACCGACUGUUAACGUUAUGGGUGUUGUAGGGGAUUUAUCAUCUCCACAUGAGUCAUCUGAGAGUUAGUGAGACGAAAACAAGACAAGAAGAAAAAGAGAGCCAGACGAUUCCUGAGAUGAAUUCCCUAUAGUAUAGCUCCAAUAAAGGAGGUGGAUGCGGAAUCCACUUUCACGACUUGUCCUUCGCGCAACGUUUUAGGUUGGCGCACUAUUCCGGUGGGAGCCGAUGCCACCAGUGCGCUUCAGGAAGUUUUAUGCAGCAACAUUUUCUCCUUUGCCGGUGCACUCAAGUUUAAUUAAUCAAGAUCAACAUUUGAAGAAAAGAUGAUGAAGAGUUAUAAUUCAAUGGAUCUUGCUCGUGCUCCGAUUCCUUUCUAAGCAUGACACGCGCGCACGUCGACGACCAUAGGGCGGCGGCUUACGAGAAUGCAUUGCAGGAAAUAGUGAAAAGACGCCGGGUUUCCGCAGCACAGGAGCGGCUGGAUGUCAGAGGCAGGGACGUCGCAGAGGAAGGAAGUGAAUGAAUCAGCAGUAUGUUUUCAACAUGAAUAAAAAAAAAUAGAGGCAGAUAUUCUAUAUAUGUUAUAUAUAAGAUCAUUACUAUCAUACCAGAAGAAGGGAAGCGAAUAAACAAACUUAUUAAAGAACUAUUAAAAGUUUACAGGAGAAUGAGAAAAUGAACACAUGGUGGAGAGAAGGCGCAAAGAAGGAG
Amoebophrya sp. A25 is the source of this 4975-nucleotide messenger RNA. NCBI's taxonomy places the organism in Eukaryota, Dinophyceae, Syndiniales, Amoebophryaceae. The record is from the annotation of a GenBank genome assembly.